UAGCCAGGUCGCAGCAGCAUGUCUCGAAUUGUGCUAAGUAGUUUAGGAGGUAGUGGCGGAAGCAACAGCAAUAAUUCUGCGUCCACCAACGCCACGACAGCCACGGCUAACUCGACUUCUGCCAUGAGCCAUGCCGCCGCCUCGUCCGCCGCGAACAAUUCCGCCGCCGCCGCCGCCGCCUCCGCGAAUAGCGUCGCCGCGAACAAUAACGCGAACGCGAACGACACCAACAACAACAAUAACGACGACGAGGAUUUCCCUGUUCCAUCCAUCUAUCGCUGUCGAGCACCGAUCGCCAGCCUCGACUGCAUGGACGACUUCCAGACCGGCGCCGAGCACUCGGCCUCCACCCUCCAGCAGGCCGCCUCCGGGGGCAACGCCAAGGCCCUCGAGCCGCUGGCGCUGAGCCCCGCCGGCGGCGCGCUCGGCGCCCUCAGCGGCGGCAGCGGCGGCGCCCUCGUCAGCAGACAGUCUUCCCUGACGCCAGGUCUGAGGUACCGCAACCUCGGCAAGAGCGGCCUUAGAGUCUCCAAUGUCGGUCUCGGAACGUGGGUGACAUUUGGCAGCCAGUUGAACGAGGAGCAGGCCGAGGAGGUUGUGACCCUGGCCUACGAUUCAGGAAUCAACCUUUUCGACCUGAGCGAGGCGUACUCGGGCACGAGGGCGGAACUCGAGCUCGGCCGCAUUCUGCAGAGAAAGGGUUGGAAGCGAAGCUCCUACGUAGUCACAACUAAAAUUUAUUGGAAUAGCAAAUCUGACGAAAGAGGCCUUUCAAGAAAACACAUUAUCGAGUCGGUGAAGGCGUCGCUGGGUCGGCUGCAGCUCGAGUACAUCGACGUUGUGAUAAUCCACAAGGCGGACGCCAUGUGUCCCAUGGAAGAGGUGGUUCGAGCAAUGAACCACGUGAUCAGCCAGGGCUGGGUCAUGUACUGGGGCACGGCGAGGUGGACCCCUGUGGAGGUGAUGGAGGCCUACACCAACUGCCGGCAGUUCAACUGCGUCACGCCCAUCAUCGAGCAGACCGAGUACCACAUGUUCUGCAGGGACAAGACGGAGCUUUACAUGCCCGAGAUGUACAACAAAAUCGGCGUCGGCAUGAUGGCCUGGUCGCCCAUUUCCAUCGGACUGAUCAGCGGAAAGCCCGAAGACGGCGGCAUGUCGCUUUUUGCCAGGGCGUCAUUUAAGAAUAAAUACUCUACAUUCAGUUGGUCGGAAGACGAAACGACACAAGCACCUGGCAAGGAAGGAUACACGUGGAUCAAGGACAGAUUGCAGCCUGAAGAAGGCGGGCGCAGGCAGCAGGACAAAUUGCGUGACGUCAGUCAACUCGCCGAAAGACUAGGCUGUUCUGUGACUCAGCUUGUGAUUGCGUGGUGCCUCAAAAACGACAGCGUCCAGUGCCUCCUGUUGGGGGCGGCUUCAGUAGAGCAGCUUUACGAAAAUAUCCAAAGUCUUCAGUUGGUGCCUAAGCUGAACACGAACAUGAUGAGCGAGCUGGAGCGGAUUUUGGAGAACAAGCCGGUGCGUCCGCCGAUGAUAUCGACGCUGGCGCUGAGAUGACAGUCAAUGUGCCCUCCCGGGGGGGCGCUGUCUUCCUCAGACCCCGGGGCGCUCAAGCAGGUGGACGCCGACGAGGUGAGCAUCGCGGCCACCGCCGCCGACGAGACCAAGGACAAGAACGUCAACUUCUGCAGUCUGCAGUGACGGCGCUCGUCGCUGCAAGGGCAGCAACGCGCCACCCCCGCCAACCCCCAGCAGCAGCAGCAGCAGAUGACGCGAUCCCGAUCCACCUCCUCCCGGGGCAUCUCCCGCAGCAGCAGCGCCACCAGCAGCCUCAGCGGCUUCGCCACCUUCAGACCAUCCCCGUCGCUCCGAACGCCACACUGAACCUUUUGAUUGAACAAAUUUUGUUUCAAAAUCUGUUGGUAAAUAUUAAAUCUUCAUUAGUUUUGAGGGAAAUUCAAAAAUUUUACCAAUAUUUCUAAUUUUUUCUGCAAAUUUUUUGUUUGACCUAAAUAAAUACAUUUGAUUUUAAAAUAUUUUAGAGGCCAACUGAUUUUGAAAUAAACAAAACUUAAGCUUUGGUGAUAGUCCAGAAAUCAAAAGAAUUAAUUCAUUUGCCAGUCCGAGUUUUUCACCAUCUGUUGGGUUAGUGGUUUUUUUUUCUUUUUCUUGCACAAACAUAAGGCAGAUUCAUAGUAAAUUUAAUUAGCUUUAAAAAUCCCUCAAAUCCGAUGAUUUUUGAGGCUAAAAAUUAUGAGCAAUGGUUAAAAUUUUGUCACUCUUUUAUUUGUUUUUAAGCUCUUAGCUGCUUUGGAAAUCGUUUUUAGGGAAAAAUGUUUCAUACAAAACUUGUAGAAAAUUUAAUUUUGCACACGUUUUGUUUUUUACAUUUCUUUCUAAAUACAAAGCAAAAAAAGUUGUAAAAGUGGAACAGAUGAAAAAUGAGGUUUUUUAUCAUUGCUAACCUCAAACAUUGGCUUAGAAUGGCUCAAUAUAAUAGAAUGAAUGAUGAAUCGUCCAAAUUUAUGUGCAUAUUCAAAUCAUUCAAGGAAACUCUCAAUCUCAGUUUACCCCCAAUACGCCCCAAUAGAUCGUGAAAUAUUCAGACAGGCGUGAUGUUUUGAAACAUUUCUUUCCUGGGCUCAGAAGGCGUUUUUAAAUCAAAUUUGCUCCGCCAAUUUACUCGGAAAAAGCUUUCCGGCUGCGCUUGUUGGACGUUUUUAAUCAGUUGGAUGAAAGAAAAAAAGAAAGAAAGACAGACGUUGUUGAUCGAUUGAUUGGUUAUUUAUUAUCUCUUCGCAUCUUGUUAAUUGUUAUCCAUGAUUGUAUGUAUAAAAUGGUUGUGCUUUCACGCCCUCAAUACUGUUUGGAAAGGUUGAUUCACUAUUUUUUUGUUUUUAAAAGAGAGAGACGGGAGAAAGAUUUAUUGAAAAAUACGGUCGUGGGGAACAAGCGCGCAAUUUUGGCGUUUUUCGCAGUGAAAAAUAAUAUUUCAUUGAUUUCCGCGCUGCAAAUUCCUCGGGUUUGGUGUUUUUCGCGGUAGAUUUUGUAAUUUACUAAUUAGAUCGUAGGCUAAAGUUCCUGGUAGACACUCGCCCCCUAUGCCAAAUUAUCUUGAUAAAAAAGGCACAUCCACACGCAGACAUCAAGUUAAUAAACGCCUUUAUUAACAGCAAUUUUUGAAUUAUAUAAAGAAAAAAAACUAAAACAAAAUUACUUAAGCUUAAGAUAUAAAAAUCAUAGGCGUCUCUGCAAGAAACAAAAAAUUUGAUUUAAUUGAGAGGAUUAAAUUUGAAUAAUUAAUUACUAACUUAAAUAAAGGACGCAAAAAGGAAAAAUGCGUCUCUGAUAUUAUGAAAAGAUGAGUUUUACCUACCGUAUAACUUGUAAGUCUAACUUCUAUACCAAAGAGAAGAGGAGGCGACGACGACGAUGCAUAGGAUUUAUGCUUUAAUGAAGUAAUCACUAGGGAGUCAGAGAGAAAUUUACUUACAAAUCACGGACAUAACCAUAGAGUAUAAAAUAAUCAAAGAGGCGAAAAGGAAAAGCUCCGUCUUUGAUUAAAGCAAGGGAUAUUGAGCAAAUAAAACUAGCCAGAAGAGAGACAGCCAUAUUUAAUUCCGUCGUAUACAUGAGAUUUGAUUUUGCAAGCACAAAUAUACACAAAAUUGUUUGCCAUCCACAACAAUUUCCAUAAUAAAUCCAACAUAUCACGUUUCUUUUACUCAAGUUAAAUCUUCAAAUUUAGGUGUUAAAAAAUCUGCAUGUGAAAGGAAAAUUGAAAGCUUUAAAAGAGAUUUCCGUUUUGCUGAAUGUUGAAAAUUUACAAAAAAAUUUAGAUUGGAAACCUUUUAUUUAAUUUAGUUGGAUUUAUUUUGCAUCACUUUGAGUGUCAUUUUCACAUAUCACAAACCCCGAAACGUUGGUCUAGUUCAGUGAAAAUUCAAACAGUUUUUCCACACAUAAAACUCUGAUAUAUCUGGAUGUGAAUUUAUUGUGAAUUUCGAUCCGUCUAACAAAAGCAACUUUCUAGCUGAAGGCAGUCCACAUUUUCUAGAAUCUAUCUUACAAAUAAUAUUCUCUCCGCUUGAAUAUAAUACUCGCCGGAUUCUGUUGAUUGCAUUUUCACGCACACAAUUAUCAAAAUAGAAGAAAUUAAGUUCUUUGCUCAUUUUAAUGAGAGAAGUAGAAAUAAUUUCAGUGCCGCGCUUUUCAGAUCUCUCAAUUUUUUUCCCGAUGAUUACAAUAAAAGAGCUUGGCUUUAUAUAUGGAUAUGUAGGCUUAUGAUUUGCAAUCGUAAUCAAAUUAUAUCAGUAGCGAGUGUACAUUUAAUCACAAAUUUACACAAGUAUAAAAUAUUAAAAAAAUGAGUCCGUGGAUGAUUUUUGAGUGCCUUUUGCCCGCGCGAUUUUGUAUCAUUAAAUUUGCAGAUUAAAAAGUAAAUCUAUAUCUCAAGGUAUUAUACAUAGAUGUGUAGUUGCUUGACCCCGAAAUAUGAGUGAGUCCCUGAGUAAGUUUUUGCUAAGUUUUCCGCCAUAACAAUCAAUCACGAAACCGUUUCGGGAGAGCAAAAGAAAGAAAGAAAGCUUGUUUGCGAGCGCCAAAAAACCGUUUGUAAAUAAUAUGACAAUACUUCUUCUACCCACACUCUAACCUAGGAAAAAAGUUAAACCCGUUUCUCUAAUCUAUUUGAAAGGGUAAGAGUGAGAAAAUAAAACAUGUAGCGACGAGACGAAAAAGGAGGGGUGGAUUUAGGGAGGCAUAAAAUAUACAAAAAAUUAAUCAGACAAAAUAUGGUGAUACGUCCUAUUUUUAUCAAAUGAUAAGCUGAUAUAUUUAACAACAAAAAAUGAAUUAUAUGCACUAGUUGAAGAAGUUAUGAAGCCAAAAAUACGAUUCUUAUUUGUUAAAUCGCCAGGCUGAAUUUCGUGAAUUCUACUCGGUAUGUAAUUGUAAAACAUCUUGCUAUGUAAGGAGAAAAUUAACUCUCGAAUACUGAAAUGCGAAAUUUGUAAUAUUUACGCUUCUAUAAUCUCGGUGUGUUUUUAUACACAUAAAAAAAAUGAAAACGCUGUUAAUCUAUAUAAUAUUAUUAUAUACGAUCAAAAACUUUUUAAACCAGAAAAAAAUUGAAUCCACUUAAGUAAUGUAAAUAAUAUUCCACUUAUGUAGCUGUCGGUGAAAAUUAUUGCGCAUAUACAUCUCUUUUUAAAAUCCAAACGUCUUGGGUGAGAACAAAAAUUGAAGUAGCCUGUUGUCCAACCUCAAAGGAAAUUGCGAUGGAAA
Messenger RNA from Neocloeon triangulifer, 5289 nucleotides. It is a transcript of the gene Hk, whose product is annotated as voltage-gated potassium channel subunit beta-2. The record is from RefSeq and is a predicted model, not a curated record. Gene Ontology annotation, cellular component: voltage-gated potassium channel complex; cytoplasm. Gene Ontology annotation, biological process: potassium ion transport; regulation of potassium ion transmembrane transport. The coding region runs from base 19 to 1560 and encodes 513 amino acids. The transcript has 9 exons. NCBI's taxonomy places the organism in Eukaryota, Metazoa, Arthropoda, Insecta, Ephemeroptera, Baetidae. Gene Ontology annotation, molecular function: voltage-gated potassium channel activity; potassium channel regulator activity; transmembrane transporter binding.